CGUUGCAAUCUGUUGCGUAGUGGGGUGUAUCCUCCUCAGCUUUGUCUGCUACGACAGCUUUAACACAAACUAGUAGAGAAUCACAGAGAAACCACUGCUACUCUCUAUCUGUCAAAGGCGGUGGGGGUGGCACAUUCUUACCUUCUGGCAAGGCGAAAAUGCUCACAAGCUACUUAUCUACUUUACCUAUUUUCUCUUUAUCAUGCUCUCUACCUUCUUUACCUUCUUUAUUUUCUCUCUAUCAUCUUCUCUACCCUCUCUGCCUUUUUAUCGUGUUCUAAUUUUCCCUGCGAUCUCAAUCAGUCUUAUCACCUUCUCUCUAUCUCAAUUUCGUCGUCUUCUAAUUUUUGCUAUCUUCGUCUUCUAACUCUGCUGGUUCAUUUCUUGCUGCUGUUGUUUUCUGCGACGUGGUUCGGAACCUAGACCUUCCGUUAUCAAUACUAGGUCCCCGCGAAGAUCGUCAGCCUCGAAAGCUGAUCCUCCUCUUAUGAUCCUUCGUCUAUUGAUGUCUCUCUAGAUCAUCCUCUUUUUUUUUGUUUAGUAGUCUAUCGAAGUAUCCCUAUUUGGCUUGAGAAGAUGCAGCGUUUUAUGGUCUUCCGCGGUUUUGUCUUAGCGC
Messenger RNA from Amoebophrya sp. A25, 616 nucleotides. The record is from the annotation of a GenBank genome assembly. Lineage: Eukaryota; Dinophyceae; Syndiniales; Amoebophryaceae.